This is a messenger RNA of Schizosaccharomyces japonicus yFS275, 1637 nucleotides long. Its product is annotated as UBA/UAS domain-containing protein Ucp10. NCBI's taxonomy places the organism in Eukaryota, Fungi, Ascomycota, Schizosaccharomycetes, Schizosaccharomycetales, Schizosaccharomycetaceae. The transcript is spliced from 2 exons. Gene Ontology annotation, cellular component: Dsc E3 ubiquitin ligase complex. Gene Ontology annotation, biological process: positive regulation of cellular response to hypoxia; SREBP signaling pathway. Bases 70 to 1404 code for a protein of 444 amino acids. The record is from RefSeq and is a predicted model, not a curated record.
ACCAUACAUAUAGACAACCAGUACAAGAGCAACGCACCGUCUGCUAACUACGCGAGGCUUUUCGCCAGAAUGUCAUUACAAACUCACGAAAGUGCAAUACGGGAAUUACAGCGGGUCUGUGAAGUUCCGGACGACACUGCGGAAGCACUACUAUCCAGUUGCGACUGGGACGUUCAGAGAGCCAUUGAAACGAUUUCUUCAACGUCUGAGCGACCAAAGGACAACAAAACAAGCUCUAAAACCUUCCGAUUUGGUGUUCUACAAACUCUAUUUUCUCUUUUUGUUUCCGGGAUGCAACGGCUAUUUGCUUUUCUUUCCCGGGUGCCUCUCGUCAAUAACUUCCUGCCGUUUUUGCAACAGAAGAAACGUAUCACUAGUCCUGCAGACGCAUCCAAUGCGUUUAUCCAGCGCUUAGAGGAACAAUACGGCACGGCUCAUAUUAAGCUUUACGACAAUGGCGGCUACAAGGAGGCACUUGUCCAAGCGAAAAAGGAAUAUGGAAUUGCUUUGCUUCUGUUCACCUCUUCAGAGCAUGAAAGUGCAGACGUGUUCGCGAGCAAAGUACUAAUGAACCCUGAAUUGCAUACGUUUUUACUGCGACACAAGAUUAUUUGUUGGGCCGGCGAUGUUUGUGAGGAGGAAGCAUACUUUGCAGCGUGUCAAUUUGGCUGUGGACAUUUCCCUGCCGCCGUCUUGACCAUCUAUUCUCCUCGACAUUCCGAUUUACUUGUUACAGCCUCUAUGUCCGGGGUGCUUAGUGCCGAGUCCUUGAUGACUACGAUCACAAAUGCUUUUGUUCGUUACUUGCCUCCUUUGGAGCGUUUGCACAACUCUCUUGCCGAACAAAACGCAGCACGUGAGCUUCGUGCAGAACAAGACCGUGCAUACAAUGAAUCGCUUGCGGCUGAUCGUAAACGCCAAACUCAAGCGCGCUUGCAACGUGAGCGUGAGCUUGCUAUGCAGCGUCAAAAACGCGAGACGGAAGCAAAGGAUAGAGCUUUUCGGUCUUACAUUCGUUCACAAUGGAUAGAACCUGCGACUCCGUCCGCUUCGGAUACGGCUCGAAUCUCCAUUCGACUUCCGGACGGCAACCGUGUCAUUCGCGUGUUUUCUAAAAGUGCUCUUAUUCGUGAAUUGUAUGAUUAUGCAGAUGCCUAUUAUUAUAAGGAGACAGAUGCUCAAGCCUCCGUUGAUGAGGACGAAGAGUAUUUACGAAACUUCAACGUGAAGACGUACCCCUACGAACAUUCUUGCAGAGUGUACACCCUCAUGCCUCGUGUUCUUCUUGAUCCUUCGACUGUCAUCGAAAGCAACAAGUACAUUUAUCCCAAUGGCAACGUUGUCGUCGAGUUCGCAGACGAAGAGGACGACAGCGAAGAAGAGGAAGAUGAUGCCACGAACUGAUGAAUGAAAAAGAAGAAUUGGCUGAGUCGUAUGCUCAGCAUAAACGCGCUUGGAGAUUUAACGACCUCAAAAGAUACGAUAAUUAAUAAAAGUAAUACAAGUAUGUUUGCAAGCGUGUCGGCUGUAUUCAACAGUAUUCGUCACGUUCAUUGAAACAUCCACUUUUCCAUAGGCGCACUAAUAAAUUGGGUCUUCAGAACACUUUUAGUUAUCCUGGCCUGGUAUUGUGAAAC